Messenger RNA from Larimichthys crocea (large yellow croaker), 1350 nucleotides. RefSeq names its product hairy-related 6 (gene hes1). Gene Ontology annotation, biological process: regulation of DNA-templated transcription. The transcript is spliced from 4 exons. The coding region runs from base 218 to 1051 and encodes 277 amino acids. The record is from RefSeq and is a predicted model, not a curated record. Lineage: Eukaryota; Metazoa; Chordata; Actinopteri; Sciaenidae. Gene Ontology annotation, molecular function: protein dimerization activity; DNA binding.
GGAGAGCCCAACAGAGAGACUCUGCAUCCGCUCCUGGUAGCUGCUGCCGCUGCGCAUCGCUCUAACGGAUUUUAACUUGAUACACAUCUCAGGAUUUUUUUUUUUUAAGGGGAGAGGGGACUUGUGAAUAUCGCAAGCUGAACAUAUUCAUCGUCCUUUCUCCUACACAAGUGGAUCGUAAUUUGCUGUGGUUUUGUGGGAUAUUUCCGAUAAAAAGAUGCCUGCCGAUAUGAUGGAAAAAACCUCCUCCUCUCCGGUUGCUGCGACCCCGGCAAGCAUGAACACAACUCCCGAUAAACCCAAGACAGCUUCUGAGCACAGAAAGUCAUCCAAGCCAAUUAUGGAAAAGAGGAGAAGAGCCAGAAUCAACGAGAGCUUGGGGCAGCUGAAAACUCUCAUCCUGGAUGCGCUCAAAAAAGAUAGCUCCAGACACUCUAAACUGGAGAAGGCGGACAUCCUGGAGAUGACGGUGAAGCAUCUCCGGAACCUCCAGAGGGCUCAAAUGACCGCUGCCCUGAACACCGACCCCACUGUCUUGGGAAAAUACCGUGCCGGUUUCAGCGAGUGCAUGAAUGAAGUCACCCGAUUCCUGUCCACCUGCGAAGGUGUCAACACCGAGGUCAGGACUCGGCUCCUCGGCCACUUGGCCAACUGCAUGACCCAGAUCAACGCUAUGAACUACCCCAGCCAGCAUCAGCACCAACACCAGCUCCCAUCUACCGCCGGACCAACCCACCCCUCAUUCGGCCAGUCCAUGGUGCAGAUCCCCAGCUCAUCCCCGCAGGUCCUGCCCAUGAACGCGGUGUCCUGUAAAGGAGGCUCUUCGCCGGCUAAUUUACCUUCAGACGCCACCAAAGUGUACGGUGGUUUCCAGAUCGUGCCUGCCACAGACGGACAGUUUGCAUUCCUCAUACCCAAUGCGGCAUUUGCGCCAAACGGCCCCGUUAUCCCGGUGUACGCCAAUAACGUCGGCACACCGGUCCCUGUACCGGCUGCGGUUUCACCCGGAGCCCCAUCAGGCAACACGGACUCAGUGUGGCGACCCUGGUGAAAAGUGGAAAAAAGGACCAUAAAGACUUUAAAAUAGUUCUCUCUUUGUUCAAUGUUAGAAAGUUGUUUUAAAUCUGUUUUUUCUUGUAAAAUGGAAAGAGUAUGCACUAUAUUUGUACAGCUAACAAGGGAGUAAAGUUCAUAUUGAAAUGAGAUCUGUAUUGUGGAAGUCCGUUCACUGCAUUUUUUUAUAUAUUUGAGUUGUCUUUUUUUUACUGUGUGAUGCCAAAGAUAUGUUCAAUGCUCUUAUGAUGUUCUUCGUUUUGGAAGACAAAUAAAUUUGUAAAGAUAUUAAAAACA